Messenger RNA from Aaosphaeria arxii CBS 175.79, 1611 nucleotides. RefSeq lists its product as uncharacterized. The record is from RefSeq and is a predicted model, not a curated record. Bases 1 to 1611 code for a protein of 536 amino acids. The transcript has 2 exons. Lineage: Eukaryota; Fungi; Ascomycota; Dothideomycetes; Pleosporales.
AUGUCUAGCCGCAGUCUUCACAAAUCUCGACUCUCUCCGCAAAGUGAUUAUCUCCCGCUCCUCGACGCUACUUUCACACUAGAUGCCCCUCUAAUGGACAUACUGCGAUCAAAAUCUCCGGCAUAUCUCCAGGGGAAAAAUCCAUACGGGGAUGUGCUAUUAAAACAGCCUACGACACCUUUGCAUGCAACCAUGCCAACCAAGUCGUCAGCCGGCAACACUUACGAAUGGGUUGAGACAUCUGGCCCUACUAGAUUUACUGCUCGACCAAAAAGGCGUGACCCGGGAGGGGGCCAACUCACAUCGGUAAGCCCACUGGCACUUCAACAGCUAGGAGUGCAACCCAGGGUAGGGCUUGUCAGGACAACAACGGAUUUUUUUGAGAACAAGGCUUCGGGGGCACAGCAACACAAAGGGUCACAUAUACCGAAGAAAAGAAAAGUCGGGCUCGGCGAUCAAAACGGGCCACAGAAGGGAAGGCGGUCGCCGCACCAUUCGGCUCGCUCAAGGGAAGAGUUUAGAGCACCAUACCCUCGCCAAAAUGUGGCAAUGGCGAAUAGCAACGCUCGACCACAAGGAAGCGACUUCACCUGGACCCUGUACCCAGAUCGAUACUGUGAGGAGUAUCCCAAUGAAGCUCAGUCUGAUAUUCAAGUUGUCACCGCGUCCGCCCAAGAAGAAACGGGAGGCCGCCGGCAUUCCUACCCUAAACUUGUGAGAAGCCAGUGUAUGCCGACGUUGGAAUUAGCUGCUAAAGCCUUUCCACAUCUAGCCCAAUGCCACUUCAAAGACGAAAGUCAGGGACCUGAUUGCUGUUUUCGAAGGGCCGCAUUCAAGAUGAUGCUGCUUCCUUUUGGCACCAAUUAUCCUCGGGCCAGGCAGUGUACCCGAGAAGGAAAUUUACAUCGCUUCGGAACACGUAGUGGUGUUCCUGGUAACAUCGCCAAUCUCGAUGGACUCAACGAAGGUGAUGCCAAGUUCCGCCAAUCCUCUAGAAUCCCCGAAAAUCCAUCAUUGGUUUCCGAGAGUAGCAUUUGCCUGGAUGAGUUUGAGGUUCCUGCUGACCUUGAAAACCGCACCGCCUACGGCCGACGGAGAACAUUGGAUUUUGGCUUUCCCGGAGCACGGAAAGCCACUCCGCUCAAGGCGUCGUUCAAGGAGGCGUAUGCACACAGCGCCUCUGCAAAAACCAGCAAUUGCUCACUAGGCAUGUCCGCUCAAGGCAUGGACGCUCCCGGGGACGAGUCUGAAGAGAGCAUAGGGAAGCAAUCUAGCGAUUUGUUAGGCCUAGACCUUGAGUCUCUUCUUGAUAUCCUCCUCACUAGGAAUGGAAAUGUUGUGAUCAAUAGCCUAGCUUCCAAUAAUGGAGCCACUGCGACCCCUACCCAGACUGAGCAGAGCCAUUGUCUGGGAGCGUGGCCAGAACGGCAAAUUGUUACACCCAAGAGGUCUCACAGCGCUCCGAUAUCAAAGUUAGAUACCGCAUUGAUCGAAAGACUGGUUGGUUACGUUGAAUUUGCUGCAUAUGAAAUGGGAUUACAUCUUGAGAAUGGGCCAAGCUCGGUAGAUGAUGAGAAAUUCAGAGAUGCCCCGGUCGACGACGACCUGUAA